AUGACUGAUACCAACUCGUCAUCUCUCGUUUUCAGCUUCAGCUCGGCAUAUGACGAAUACAACUAUACUUACAAUGACUCAGAAUUCAUCGUAGACCCAGACACUCAACCGUGCAGCCCAUUUUCAAUCCCGAAUGCUGUGACAGUUUUUGUAUGUAUUUUUUAUAUUAUGAUCUUUCUUUUGGCCAUUCCUGGGAAUCUGAUUGUGGGUCUUGUGAUCGGCGUCAGCAAGCAGACACUGCCCCCUUCUGACCUCUACCUCCUUCACCUGGCACUUGCCGACCUCCUGCUGGCUGUCACGCUUCCAUUCUGGGCCACCUCGGUUACAAAGGGCUGGGUGUUUGGAGACACCAUGUGCAAAAUAAUCACCAUCAUCCAAGAGCUCAGUUUCUACUCCAGCAUCCUCUUCCUUAUGUGCAUCAGUAUGGACCGCUACAUGGUGAUCGUACGAGCAAUGGAGGCCCGAAGGUCGAACCGGCAACUCAUCAGUUGGGGGAUUUGUGCAGCUGUCUGGGCCAUAGGGGCACUUCUAUCCUUGCCGGGGUUAUUUUAUUCAACCUUCUCGUCCCCCAACUCCAGUCAAACAGUGUGUGCUGAAUUCUAUGAUCCCAGCAGCGCUAACGAAUGGCGCCUGGCCACAAGAAUUCUUCGCCAUUCACUGGGUUUUGUUAUCCCCUUGGCCAUCAUGUUGGCCUGUUACGGCGUGACAAUCCAGCGCCUCCUUCACAUCCGUGGGGGAUUUCAGCGCCAGCGAGCCAUGAGGGUUAUCGUGUUUGUGGUAGUUGCUUUCCUGCUGUGUUGGACUCCAUACCACAUCGCCGUAAUGACGGACACAUUUUUCCGAGCAAAAAUAGUCAUGUACCGGUGCCCUGCCAGAAUCGCAGUGGAUCAGGCCAUGUUCGCUACUCAGAGUCUGGGCCUACUGCAUAGUUGUGUCAACCCAGUGCUCUAUGCUUUUGUGGGGGAGAAGUUCAGAAGAAGGUUGCAGCAAAUAAUGAGGAAUAUGGGGGUUUUAGAGAGAACAUCACUGUCCAGAACAAGCAGGUCUUCUCUGUCGUCUGAGGUCACAUCAACAUUUAUGUAAACACGGCAAAUCUGAUUUUGUAAUCACGAGAUAUGCAUUUUCAACCAUCAAUUAAUUAAUUUUUUAUUGUCAUCUUUUUCAUUUAAUGUUGUUUUUGUAUCUUUUAAAACCUCUGAACUGCUGGACAACAAAGAUUAUGAUAUAUAUUUUACUACAUUAUGUAAUAUGUAUGUAUUAUGUAAUAUCUAUGUAAUAUGGUUCUAGCACAGGGGUGCCCAAAGUGCAGCCCGAGGCUCAUUUGUUUGCUGUGGUAGUUUUUUAUGGGCCUGUGACACAUUUGAAAAAUAGAUUUAACAAUACAUUAUUUUAAAAAUAAAACAUCAUAAAUUGAAAAAUUGCAGUAAUUUUACAAGAAC
Doryrhamphus excisus (bluestripe pipefish) is the source of this 1439-nucleotide messenger RNA. It is a transcript of the gene cxcr1, whose product is annotated as chemokine (C-X-C motif) receptor 1. The record is from RefSeq and is a predicted model, not a curated record. Gene Ontology annotation, molecular function: C-C chemokine receptor activity; C-C chemokine binding. Lineage: Eukaryota; Metazoa; Chordata; Actinopteri; Syngnathiformes; Syngnathidae. Gene Ontology annotation, cellular component: external side of plasma membrane; membrane. Gene Ontology annotation, biological process: positive regulation of cytosolic calcium ion concentration; immune response; G protein-coupled receptor signaling pathway.